CUAAUCUCAUCUAGGGAUGCACGAACUUUGAUCGAUCACACACCUAAAAAACCCCUCUCCAAAUUAUAGAGCUAAAUCUGAUCCAUCCUCGCUCACAAAAUCACUCUUCAAAAACUAUAAUACUUUGUAAUGGAGUUGAAGCCAUGAGUUAUCUAAAACUGUUUGAUUUAACCCAACAAAAAACCCACAAAAUCCAAUGCCAAGGUGAUAAGGUGAGGUAACCUUCCUCAAGGAUUUCCUUCAAUUUUAGUGGCUUCUCUUAAUAAUUUAGGAUUUUAACCCAUGGCUUCAGUUCCGGUCAAAAAUUUGGUUCCUGGUUGCAGAGAAAGAGGUUUAGGUUUAUGUUAUCUGGAACGCCAUCAGCGUCAAGAAGCAGGGUGCAGGAUUUUAUGUAGUUUGAGGGACAAGGGAAAGUCCAGGAGGCCUUUAAGCAGAGAGAGAAGGAUUUUGACCACCGAGGCAAUUCAAGCCAUUCAGGCUCUCAAGAGGGCUCAUAAACGCAUUUCCCCUCACCACAAUGAACAACAACUAGUAGAUCAUGUCUGCAUUACAAAAUUCUCUCGGCUUCUCAAGACCGAUCUUCUGGCUGUACUUGCAGAGCUUCAGAGGCAAAAUGAAUUUGAAUUGGCUAUUCAGGUAUUUGAUCUUGUGCGCAAGGAAUUAUGGUAUAAGCCAGACCUGUAUCUGUAUGCUGACAUGGUACUGAUGUUGGGAAAGAACAAACUAAUUCAUCAGGUCGAAUUGCUGUUCUCACAAAUGAAAGAGGAGGGUUUAGAGCCCAAUACCAGAGUUUGCACCGAGUUAUUGUGUGCUUAUACAGAAGCUGGCAUGACUGAAAAAGCUAUAGAGAUUUAUGAAAUGAUGAAGCAGCACUCAGGAUGUAAGCCAAACGAAUUAACAUUCACAAUUUUGGUUAGCAGUUUAGAAAAAGUUGGAGAGAAAGAUGUUGCAAACCUUAUUAGAAGGGAUGCUGUUGAACACCUGAAUCAUCCCAAGAAAUUUCUGGAAAGUUUAAUAGAUAAACAAAUCACCCAUUAAUUUAUAUUCCUUAAUUUUAUGUGUUUUUCAAUUCAUUUUAUCACAACCAGUGGUGCUUUCAUAUCAAUGAUAUAUGGAGGAGGAGCUAGGUGUUAAUAAAAACUUGGAGUUAGAUCACCCAUUAAUUUUUAUUCCUUAAUUUUGUGUGUUUUUUCAAUUCAUUUUAUCACACUCAGUGGUGCUUUCAUAGCAAUGAUACAUGGAGGAGGAG
Cryptomeria japonica (Japanese cedar) is the source of this 1249-nucleotide messenger RNA. Its product is annotated as pentatricopeptide repeat-containing protein At1g62350. The transcript is spliced from 2 exons. Bases 283 to 1038 code for a protein of 251 amino acids. Gene Ontology annotation, molecular function: RNA binding; protein binding. The record is from RefSeq and is a predicted model, not a curated record. Gene Ontology annotation, biological process: chloroplast organization; Group II intron splicing. Lineage: Eukaryota; Viridiplantae; Streptophyta; Pinopsida; Cupressales; Cupressaceae.